Drosophila biarmipes is the source of this 771-nucleotide messenger RNA. RefSeq lists its product as uncharacterized. Bases 136 to 609 code for a protein of 157 amino acids. Lineage: Eukaryota; Metazoa; Arthropoda; Insecta; Diptera; Drosophilidae. The record is from RefSeq and is a predicted model, not a curated record. The transcript is spliced from 3 exons.
GGCAAAUACGGGGGCUUGACAAAACAGACGAACAACUGGUUUGGCUAACACCCCUCUCAACCCCAAAAGAUCCCCCUGCCUUGCGUUUCAAGCCUAACGGCAACUAGAAAUCCCAAGUCGAGUCAGUUCAACAACAUGAGUCGCCAGCUGAAGUUCCAUCUGCAAGCUCCGGACGACGAGGAGUUUCCAGCGGAUCUGGUUGAGAUAAACCUGAACCCCAACUGUGGCCAGGUCAAGCAGAAAUCGGCCCAGGCUCUGGACCAACUGCUUCUGGCCACUCCGCCCCACAGAGGCUAUCCCUACGGCUAUGCCGAGGACUCGGAGCCGGAGACCUACUUCUGCCGGAAGAGCAACUCCACAGGCGAGCUGGCCGAGAAGGUAUCGCCACCCCCACCGGCGGCCACCAAUAUCAGUUGCCUGCGGCAGAUGUACUGUCCGGAGUGCCACGAGAGACUGCACGAGCAGGGAGUCCGGCUGGAGCGUCUCCUGACCAUGUGCUGCUUUGCCCUGCUGCCCAUCUAUCCCUGCUGCCCGAGGCGCUCCGCCAACGACUGCAAGGUCAUCUGCGGCAAGUGUGGAUACCUCUUGGGGGCAUGGAAAAGACAAUGAGGAGGGGGAAGGCGUGAAUGGUGGGGACUCGGAGUGGGUGCUCCGCAUUUAAUUAUUUGUUUUGCAUAGUUUUUAAGCACUUUUUUGUUGACCUUGUGGCGAGUGAUGAGCGCUGAGACUGAGUAGCCGAGUGCCAAAACAAAAUUGUUGAUUUCUGCAUUA